Molecule: messenger RNA, 8203 nt
Organism: Dermacentor silvarum
Lineage: Eukaryota; Metazoa; Arthropoda; Arachnida; Ixodida; Ixodidae
Product: Kv channel-interacting protein 1
Exons: 8
Coding region: 6211-7011 (266 amino acids)
Molecular function (GO): calcium ion binding
Source: RefSeq, a predicted model, not a curated record
UGUUCGACAGGACACGAGGUGCGGAUAGGGUGGUGCGUGUUUUCGGGAGGGCGGCGCGGAGUGCGGACUUCGACUCCGGUUUCGCGAACUUUCGUCGCGGCGUACUUUCACGGUUCAUUAGCCCCGUCGUGCCUGCAAGCAGCGGCUGCGACCUUAUGGGUGACGUUUGACGGCGCUUCGACAGAACGGUCCCCCGCUGUUGCUGUUUUAGCGUGAAAAUUGUUCUUCUUCGUCCCAUUUGUUCGCUCGGAAGGCGCAACUGUUGCAAACUUUCAGCCUGAGCGACGCUGAACGUGAUCGCUGUGUGUAUGUGACGCAACGCCGGAUGUUUGUGAAUGCCGUCGCCUGGUCCACAGCUUUUCGCCAUCUAAAGGCGCACGCGGAAAAAGCGGAUCGGCAACUUUCAGGGAGUUUGCUUCACCUACCGGUUACGCUUCUCCAGGUCCGCAUACUACAGAAAAGAAGUACGGGCGUCAGCACGUACCUGAUGCAAAUGCCGGCUCUACGAGCAUCGAACGAGAUCAUUGUCCAACCAUCGCGAGGACCGCAAAGUCAGGCGCAACUCGGCUGUCGCUAGGAAAACACAUCGACUGAUUCGGUGAACUUUAGGAGAAGAAGAACAGAAAAGAAAAGAGAAGAGUCUACACAAACACUACUCCCAGACCAAAGUUUGGCAUGCCCCCUGCGUACUCUCGGUGGAUCAUCGCCACCUCGCUUCUGGUGUAGGUAAACGCCAUCGCCAGCGACGCCAGCGCCUCGCAGCGUCAUCGCCGACAUCGAGGAGGACGUACGUGGCAACGGUAUAGAACUCGUCGUGUUUACACACAGGCACACAUCGUACCCCGGAGCAUACGUUCCAGUGCAGUGCGGGGGGCGGAACAAACCAAAUAGGCGAGCAAAGUGAGCAAAGCAAACUCGGCGAUUCCAGAAACGAGAUUAUUCGGCGAGGCGAGCCUUCGGAGAGUAGGCGCUGCUUCUACUUCUGCUGCUUCUGCUGUUGCAUCAGCCUCGUUUUCCCUUCGGCUCUCAGCGGGAACAGCGAUGCUCGAAGUGCGUAGUUCCUACGACGACGACUACCGCUCGAGUGUCGGGGGAGCAGAAAAAGAGACGGCCGGGAGGCUCGUCGUUCGCUUGUCGUCAUAGUCGUCGACAGCAGCGAGGACGGUUAUUCGCGUCGCAGCUGAGCGUUAUUCCGAAACUCCCGUUCACCACCGCGCUGGUCUCGGAGUCUCCCUCCCUGUAUCGGCCUUCAGCGGAUUCGCCGCCUCUCCAAGUCCCACUUCUGCUCCCUAAGUACUCUUUUCUUUCGGCCUGUUCUGUGCCGGCCUCUUACGUCGUAGAACCGGACUCGGUGAUUCAGCCACUACAGCAGACGACCGUCUGUUCUCUCCGUCAACCUUGUUGGAUCCGUCUGUUUUCUCUGUCACUGAGGAACAGACGGGAAUAAAAGGCACACCGGUCUGGAAAUAGACGAGUCAUUCACUAGGUGGCUCUGUCUGUUCUUUUCAGAAACAUCGUUGGGCCUGGUCUGUUCUCUUCGUGACAGAAAAACAAGCCUGCGUAAAACACGAAGCGUCUAGAAUUCGACGAGUCGUUCACUGGGUGGCUCCGCCUCCUUUGCUCCGAAUUGUUGAUGGUGACGCAGACAGCCACGGUGAUGCCAGCGCAGGCAGUGCUCGAUACAGUGCGCAAGUAAUUUUCCUUGCAAGUGUUCCCGGUAGACCGCAGAACGCACUCAGCGUUGGCGGCAACUAUUCGUAAUCUUCGACGACCUCUACAGAAGUGACCGAACAAGAAGUUUUUUCCUACGUCGUCGUCGUGCUUGGAAUCCACUUUGACAGAUUACUACUAAAGAAUUCAUCGUUGGGAAACCUCCCGACCUCCAUCUACGUCAACGAGGUGAAAGACACGAAGGAGAACAAGAAAAAAAAAAAAAAAAGACAGUCGCUUGUCGCAGCUGUUCUGUUCUUUUCGAUGGUCCAACUAGUUUUCACCUCGUGGUUUCUUAAAUUAUGAACAUGACCUAGUUUUCAGCAAAGUGGGGCAUGGAAUAUAGCUGGAUCUAAUGGGAUAUGUUCGUUCUUGCCACUGCAAUGUCAUCAAAGUUACUUUCAAAAAAUCUUUGCGUUGAAUUUUACAUUGAGUGAGAAAAAGGUUCGCGAACGUAGCCGGGGUAUCGGUAAUAUCGAAUGGUUCGUAGUAUCGAAUAUACACAGAGUCCGUAACACAGUGUAACACAGUGCAACAAAGCUAUACAGUUUUGAACGCAAUUCGAUCGGCGAAAGACUAGCCGCUCCAUUCCUUCGGUAACUUUUCUUUUUUCUGGACAAACAUUUGUGCAAGAACGCAAUCCGGUUCGGCCAAGCUGUCAGUCGACGGCAAACCAGUGGUGUGGCAGCAAGGCGUUGUGAUUCUUUUUAUUAUUAUUAUCAUUAUUGUUCCCGAAAGUUGCGAACUGCGCUAUUGUGGCCAAAAUCCCGCAAGGGAAGAUUCCUUGGAGGCGGUGGUAAUCUUGGCAAAGAAGUUGCGAAAGCUUUGGCUUAAGCGAACUGCUAUGGUCUGUGCGACGUCUUGGGCGACUGCGAAGCAGCGAGAACUGGAAAGAGCUAGCUUUAAUGUUUAAUGCGCUUCGUGUGUUAUUUCUUGCUUCUGCGUGUUUGAGGAGGAAGAGCCCUCCGAAAAAAAGUCAAGUACGGCCGUUGUAUUUUCUCUGAUUUGUACUUUGCCAUAUUGUUUCUUUCUAUCUUCUUUUAUUGGCCAGAAAAGGCGUCUUUUUUCGGCUGCUUCUGUGUCAGCAUCUGUCGAUGUAAAGUAACUGCAGCGUCUUGACAUCUGUUAUUGAACCGUCAUGAAAAUAGAACGCUUUGUCUUGGCAGGAAAUCGCUGCUAGUUUGUCCAGCUAUCUAUUGCAGUGCCACUUGUACAGCCAUCCGAUAAUUUAUUCACAACGUGAAAUCUAAUCGAUUUCCGCACGCUUUGUUCGGUGGCGGGAAUUAAAUUUUCAGCACGUCACAGCUUUCCCUUUCAUCUUUUGUUCAUAAAUAAUGUCAUUGUCGCGGCCGCUAGUUCGAGAAUGCUUGAAUGACAGUCUCGAAAAAAAGGCUGCCCAGAAGUCUAAGGCAAGACAUCACCGCAACUCGAGAACAACGAGUCUCGACUUUGACACAAUUCUGUUAAGUCUUGUUCUCUUUUUCUGCGAUAGCAUGCUCAAAUCGGGCAGGCUUGCUAAAAACUUUUGAGCACAUUUCCAAAAGUAACAUUUCAUUCGCCCGCUCAAACGCAGCCCGUUGUAGUACAGAGAGGGACGGAACACAAAAGAAGUUGUUUUCAAUAAAUUGUCGUUUUUUUUUUUCGUUCAAUCCAACAAUAGCCGCAGCCAACCGCAUCCCACAAUAAAGACGAGUAUAGCACGCGGGAACGCUCGGAAGAAGGAAAAAUAAAAGAUCGAACAGCGCUAAGCCUUUCUGACGAGGGGAGAAGCACGUCGUCGUUGUUUUGCGGCGUGUCUCGGUGAACCAUCGACUAAGCCGAGCGGACGCAAUGGCGUGACAAACGACGCCGGCGCCGCCUAUCGGUCGCAGACAGCCGCAGGAGCCAGCGGGAACCGGGGUGAGGGUAGGGAUUCCUUUUCUGUAGAUGUCACAGGCCGUUCGCUUCUGUGUUUGUCGUCGAGCCGGGACAGUUUUCGGGAGCACAAAACGAUUACUCGCCGGUCGCAAUCUGGCAUCGCGAUGCUGCCACCGCUCUGAAAAGGCGUGGAGGGGGACCCGGUGUCGCAAGGAGAGGGGAGCAACUCGUUGUGUCGAAUUCCUCCAGACGACGACGAUGACCCGACCAUGUGUUGCAGCCGAUGGCAUCUCGAUCAGUCCUUGGCUCGAGUCAAGGCAUGGAGACGUCCCUGUAUAACCCAGGUGUCAGACAAAGCUGUUGACUUUUGCAACGUCGAACUCAUAUCAGACUCGUCGGUCACUGGCUUUGCUACCGAUCCUUGCGUAAAGCGCAGCUAGCUCCACGUUAUUUUUUUCUUUUCUAGCUCGCAAGGUGGUGACAAGUUUUGCUGUACAUUGCCACGAAAGCCAGAAUGCUUAGAAAUUGACGGGUCCUAUUUCUCUUAUACCCUGACCCCUGAAGCGCGAGCGUUGGGUAUUCCAGUGCUACCAAGACCACAACCACCUACACCGAACCGACAGUUAGUGGUACGCGAUCGUCAUAUAUUUUCCUUUGCAGCAAAACCGUCUCACUCUAAUUCGUCUGUUUCCAAUUUCGUUUUGUUUUCGCUGGCAUGUCGCAUUAUUUUUCGAUCGGAACGAUCUGACACUGUAAUACGUCGUUCGCAGUAGAUAUUUGAUGUUAUUUCCCGUGAUCACGACUUUCAGUUAGGGAUGAUUUGGUCGUUUUUUUAUUUAUGCAUAUUGUGAAAAAUAGAAGACAAGAUUUGUACGAAACAUACGCGAGAUUUAUUUACCAACAACGAAGGAGCAUGCCAAUACGGUGACUCUUCUGCGAGCUACUUGGAAACUUCGCAGAACACUUAGCUUCUUUCGAACUAUCAUCUCGGAUGGUAUGCUGCAUUUGGAGCACAAAAUUUGCAAUCACUUGUGGGGUUGGUAAAAUGCAAGGCAGCCACAGAGAGAGGGAAGGAGCACCAAAGCAGAUAUCUACUAAUUAUCUGCUUCCAAUCCUCAUCAGUGCGUAAAAGAGCAGAUAGUGUCACUCACUUUCGCAGCUGAUAAACCCGUGAAGACGUAUCGCCGUGAAGAAGGCGUGUAUUCUCCUAGCCAAGGAGACAUUGUCUGCCGUCCGAGUGAUGAAAACAGCUCUACGCGCGCGCGGUGUUCGCGAUCGAGUGUCGCCGUGAGACUCAACUGGCGGUGUCAAGUUCUUUGGGCGCGCAUCGGUGCACCGAGACCGCGUCUAAUACGGUGGCGCCACCUAGUGGUUUCGGAAUCGACGAGUGACGUGCGACGUCUACACGGAAGUCACCCCAAAAAGUGUUGUUUCCUCCAGUGAGUGUGCCGGUGUGUGGUGUGAGUGUGUGCGAGCCGGUGAAUUCAAGUAUCGGAGGUGAUGGUGUGGUGAUUGGUGAGCGUGGUGGUGACGGUGGUGCCGAAUGAACGGUGACGGGACUAUCCGGCAGUUGCUGAACUCUGACGUCGUGUGGUUAGCCAUACGCUACUAGCGUAUAGGUCGAACUCGAAAAAGGAGGUACGAUCCUGAGAAGAUCAAAAUCUUGUCGCAACAGGUGUAAAAGAGCUCCGGCAAAAUCUAACUGCUGUAAACUAAGAAAAACUAAGGAAACUAAGAAAAAAAACGUGGUUCCAAACCGUGAAACGGCAUGGAGGCGACGACGGAGAGCUAAUAGCAGACCAAGAAAAAAAAUCCUGCAAGCUUCGGUAAGCGCAGUUCCUCGAAAGGUCGAUGAAGUUCUAGCAUAGCCUACUCACAGAGCGUUAAACACGGUUCGGCGGCAUCUCUACGCCGGACACCGGAAGGUUAUACCACAGGCUUGUCGAACUCUCGUCAAAGCUUAACGCAGGGUCCGCCACAGGAUCUGAAAAAGGGUAGAAAAAGUGAAGCACUUUCAAAGAAGCUUGAAUAAGGAUCUGCAAAAGAAAAGAAAGUCGAAAGAAAACGCACGUUCUAGGCCAGGUAGGAGUCGCAUAAGGUCAGGCAGGUUCCGCUACAGGAGCGAGAGAGAGAUGAGAUAUUAAGGAAAUAAACACACAAGGCCAGAUCCAGUGGCCAGAUAGGUCCAGGUGAAACACGAUCAACAAUAAAGCCGUGCCAACAGAGCAGUAGCAGGUAUCCCCAAGGAGGGGUCGGGGUCUUAGUGCCAGAUACGUCCAGGAAAGGCAGAUCGUAGCGAAAGCGUAGACAAGAGGCUCGGUGUGUGUGUGGUCCAGAGGAGAGUCAGGCCUAAGAGCCAGCUAGGUCAACGAAAGGCGCGACAUCGGGGUAAAGGCGCAGUCAACCUCGCAGUUGGGAGAAUCGAGAGGCAUUCAUAGUCAGACAGGUCCAGGAAAGGGGUGUGCAAGGCUUAGCCGAGCGAGACAGUGACGGAGAAGGUCCUCCGCGCGUGAUCCGGUCGGCAGACGAGCACUCAGCCCGGGUCAGCGGCUUCGCUGAGACGGCAGGUCGGCCGCGGCGAGUGGAGCAGGGACGACGACCCCGGGGGGAGGACGUCGGUGCGAGUCCCUCGGGGUGUGGCCAAUGUCCGACGAGGACGAAGAGGAAGAGAGCGUCGCCGGAGAUCUGGGGCCAGCCUACCUGACCAUGGGCGUGACGGCGUCCGUGCUCAGGGCCUACCACCGGAUCGCCAGGAUGCUGCGCAAGGCGUGGACGGACAUGCGCUUCGCCGACGACCCUGUGGAGGAGGUGGAGGUGGCGGCGGUGCGGUGCCAGCCCGAGCGCAUCGAGGACCUCUGCAGGGCCACCAAGUUCUCGCGACAGGAGCUCAAGUUCAUGUACCAGGGAUUCAAGCAGGUCUGUCCCACUGGUGUGGUACACGAGAACACCUUCAAGGAAAUCUACGCACAGUUCUUCCCACACGGAGAUGUUAGCCAGUAUGCGCACUACUUGUUCCAGGCGUUCGACCAGGACCACAACGGUACAAUAACCUUCCAGGACUUCGUGGUGGGCCUGUCGGCGCUUUCGCGCGGAGCGCCCGUGGACAAGCUGCGGUGGGCGUUCCAGCUGUAUGACCUGAACGGCGACGGCAUCAUCUCGCGCGACGAGAUGACGGACAUCAUCGUCUCCAUCCACAGCCUGGUGGGCGCCCCCCACCACGCCCACCCCUCGUCUAGCACGGGGGGCGGGGCCUCCUCUGCGGGGGCGGGAAGCGGAGGGCCAGACGAUGACGAUCCGGACUCCGUCAGGGACCACGCCAACAGGGUCUUCCAGAAACUGGACCUUAAUCAAGACGGAGUUGUGACGAUCGACGAGUUCAUCGAAACUUGCUUAAAGGACGAGAACGUGAUGAAGUCACUGGCCAUCCUCGACACGGUGCUAUGAGAGUGCCAGAUACUGUGGGCCGUUUUUACAUGGUGGAACCUGAAAUGGCGGUGUUAGCGUGCGCGCGCGCUUUGCGCGCGCCCCGAGCGGCCAAGUCAGGGUGGCCGAAAGCUGGCAACAACGUCACAGCAACAGCAACCGACGUGGUCGACGCGGAAUACUUCGCCUCAGUUCUCGUCGUAGCAAGCCGGCGGCCUGACGGUCCCGCGUCGCAACACCUCGACGGCGCUCUGGCUCGGCGCGCCAGCCACAUUGUAGCGCCUCGCGUGGAGCUAGGCUUCAUGCGCCGCAAAUCCGGCGCUGUGUUCGAACAAACGCGCUUGCUUCUUGGAGGGCACAAUCAUCCAUGCAUUGACGGGCUUGACAGCGAGCGCUUUGACGCGAUCGCUCUUGCUCGCGAGGCUUACUGUGAAGAGCUAACCACACGGAACGUCUCUUUGACAGCGCCAGUCGGGCGUUUAGAGAGGCGAGGACAUGAGUGGCGCAGGAGGCAGGAAAGCUGUAGCGUCGUAUGUCGAAUGCCCGUUGGCAACGCCCUAUUUUAUGGCCUUUUUUUUUGAUGGGCACUAUACAAGGCUGCGGUUGAGGCCAGUUGGUUGUACAUUGCCCAAUAUUGGAGGCGCUAUUUCGUAGCACAAAUUGAAACAUUAUCGACAUGGGGCCUUUUGCUGGUAAACUAUUGUUAACACUUCGCUGCCAGCGGCGUGUUUAGCUGCAUCAUCACAGUAUCUGAAAUGAGCAGUCGCUAUUUGGAGCUUUGCGAAGUAUCUGGCGUGUCCCGAGUCAUUAGCGCUUUGCUUCAUCCUAGAAAACAGCACGUUAAUUCGAAAAGGGGACAAGCUAGCAAGGCUGUAAAUGAAACCCGGUUGACUCUGUAGUGUCCGGUAAUAAACGCGCUACUUUUAGCUCAGAACGAAGCAGUAUAUAGCAACCUUGUAACACUUCGUUGAUAGCGAGUUGUUAGCACUUUGUCACUACGUGUAUCUUAUAAAUACAUCGCUGUACUACCUGGUAUAAGCAGUUCUCACAUCGUGGUAUGUGUGUUGUGCGUCGCGCUCCGCAUUCUUACUGUUGUGUUUUGGGCAAAAAACAGCGCGUUCAAUGCCUAAGGCAUACAAAACGUUGCCUGUGUCCUCGUAAUGCCUACGUAUGCCAACAAAAGCGCGCUCAUUUUGCCGUAGAUGCAGACCAA